Molecule: messenger RNA, 2707 nt
Organism: Labrus bergylta (ballan wrasse)
Lineage: Eukaryota; Metazoa; Chordata; Actinopteri; Labriformes; Labridae
Gene: tbxa2r
Product: thromboxane A2 receptor
Biological process (GO): positive regulation of blood pressure; inflammatory response; adenylate cyclase-activating G protein-coupled receptor signaling pathway
Cellular component (GO): plasma membrane
Molecular function (GO): thromboxane receptor activity
Source: RefSeq, a predicted model, not a curated record
GAAGUAAGCAAAAAGAAGCCCGUCUGGAGGGGAAGAGAUUAGUAUCUGAGCUGCUGCAGAAGAGGCAGGGUUUUUCAGAAGUACAGAAGGAUGGUUUGGAUGGAGUGGUGCAAACUUCCGAACUGAGCCUCAACUAGGUCCUUGAGAGCUCUUUAAUGGUGGAUGAAGAGAGAAAUGAUCCCGUUCACCUUGGCAUUGUAUUACCAUCUCUGAUUCAUCUGGAAUAUCUCACCCCUCAACAGCUGACCAUCAUGAAUGCCUCAGCACAGCCACUCACCAACAACACCCCACUCUGCUACUCCAUCAACAGUCCCCCAUUCGCGUUCAAACCCACCAUCGCCUCAGCCUACUUCUCAUCCAUCUUUGGCAGUUUGGGUCUUCUCUCCAAUCUCAUCGCCUUUGUAGUUCUCCUCAAAUCUUUCCGACGGACUCAUAGCCGCUCACGAUCCUCCUUCCUGAUCUUCCUGGGUGGCCUGGUGGUCACGGACUUCAUGGGUCUUCUGGUUACCAGCUCCAUCGUGAUCUCCUUCCAUGUUACACACUUUAAUUGGCGGGAGUUAGAUCCAGACUGCCACUUCUGCAACUUCAUGGGCAUGUCCAUGGUCUUCUAUGGACUGUGCCCACUCCUGCUUGGUGCCGCCAUGGCCUUGGAGCGAUUUAUUGGCAUCAACUAUCCAUUUGCACGCUCCAAGCAAUCCAAAGCCGGCACAGUCUCCAUGGUGCUGAUGGUGUGGUUGAUUGCCGGCUGCAUAGCUUUGCUGCCUCUAAUAAACGUUGGGAGCUACCACAUGCAGAUGCCGGGUUCUUGGUGUUUCUUCAACAUCAGCUCAAAGGGAAAUGACCUGGUCUUCUCCCUGCUCUUCUCUCUAGUCGGCUUGGUGUGCAUCGCAGUGUCAUUUUUGUUGAACACUAUAAGUGUCGUGACCCUGAUCAAGGUGUGUUGUGGAGAAGACCGAUCCCAGCGCCGCCGAGAUGGCGAAAUAGAGAUGAUGGUUCAGCUCAUCCUCAUCAUGGUUAUUGCUUCUAUCUGCUGGUGUCCUCUCUUGGUCUUUAUUGCCCAAACUGUGCUGUCCAAAGUUCCUCUUCAGAUCAGAUCCCUACUGCUGUGGAUACGCUUCGCCACCUGGAACCAGAUCCUGGAUCCCUGGGCAUACAUCCUGUUCCGCAGGGCGGUUCUUAAGGGAAUCUUCCCCCGUCUCGACUGGUCUCGGGGCUCAAUCAUGACACUGUACCCAUCUCUAGGCAGCACCAUCCGCAGGUUCACACGCCCUUCACUUACGAGUACCGUGAGCUUAGACGAAACUUGAUUGGUUGGAUUGAGUUGCUUUUGAAGAAGAUGGAGGGACUUUCAGUAUGUGUUUGAAUAUAUUUUUUCACGUGAUUUGUGACCAAGAUAAGAAUCAGGAUUGUAUCGAUCAUUUUUGAUGAUAGUAUGAUUUGUUUUCUUGCAUAUCUUUGAUUUUGUUAGCAGUAUUAGCAACACAAAUUCAAUAUAUUGUCUCUGUAGCCUGUUUACAAAGCACAAUUGUCUGAUAAGAAACAGGUUUUUAGCUAACUACAUGAAAGCUUUUUCAGAGGGAACAGGGGCUCUAGUCAUUCAUGCAGUCUAUUUAAUGUGAUCCUUUAUUCUGGUAGGACAUUCUGAAUUUUAAACACAUGUACUUUUCACUCAGAUGCUCUGGAGUGUCAUUUCAGACAUUGGAAGAAAUAUUUUAUUAAUGUUUUCCAGGAACAUGCCAAGGACUGUUAAAUUGUUUCCUUUCUGAGAGAAUUCAUCCUGAGAUGGUUUGAAGAACCUUUGAAUUUUAAAGGUGCAUCAAACCAGUUCAGGAUGGAGACUGGAAUAAAACAAUGGAGCAUGUCAUACUGAAACCGGGCUGGUCCUCAUCCUGUACAGCUGCUUGUGUGAAAAUGCUUUGACUCAAAUGAAAUAAUACUUAGACUGCCAGAGGCCUCCCAUAAAGUUCUCUUUGUAAGAACCUAUUUAAUACAUUACAAUGAAUAUUUUCUUUGUUUAAGCAAACCCACAAAAUUUGGUGACAAAGAAAGGAUCAGUUAUUGAGUUUUAACAAUGGGAUCCUGUUCAUCAGAUUCCUGGUUUGUCAAAAGGAGAAAGAAGUUCAAAAUUGUCCAUUUUUUUCACUGUAAACUUCAACAGCCACAGUAUUUUUGUAGUAUUAACAAGUUGCUUUAACAUAAAUGCUACAUCAUGCUUGACAUCCGCCAAUCUGCAUCACUGAUAUAAAGAAUGGAGAUGUUGUUGUAUUGGGACGAUAUGUCAUAUAACUUAUACAAAUAUACAUAUCAAUGUCAAACUGUCUUAUGCUUAAUAGACAGAUCACCUCAAAAAAAUGAACAUACAUUUCUCAGCUGCCACUGUCAAGAGUCCAACGAUGAAGAUUAAGGUUUGGUUUGACUGAUUUUGGAGAUAUAAAUAACUUUCUGUUGUUUUGUUUUAGCACCUAAAACUUUAAGAAAGAUGAUGAGACAUAAAAUGUAAGGUGUCUUGUGUGUCGUCUAAUUUUAAUUGAAUUCUAAUACUUCCAUCUGGACGAAAUGUCAUUGUCUUAUCUAAUUGUGUGUAUGUGCAUACCUACCUCAGUUUGAGAUCUGGUGAAUAUUACCUGUUCUCAUAUUUCCCAGACCCAGAAUUACAUUAGAGUUUAAAAUUCAAAUGAAAAUUUUGUUUUGGCCCAAAUUUGAAUAA